This is a messenger RNA of Neohortaea acidophila, 1557 nucleotides long. RefSeq names its product major facilitator superfamily domain-containing protein. Gene Ontology annotation, molecular function: nitrate transmembrane transporter activity; nitrite transmembrane transporter activity. The transcript has 3 exons. The coding region runs from base 1 to 1557 and encodes 518 amino acids. Gene Ontology annotation, cellular component: membrane. Lineage: Eukaryota; Fungi; Ascomycota; Dothideomycetes; Mycosphaerellales; Teratosphaeriaceae. Gene Ontology annotation, biological process: nitrite transport; nitrate transmembrane transport. The record is from RefSeq and is a predicted model, not a curated record.
AUGUCGGGUAUCAGUCUUCUUUGGACGGCGCCAGAGGUGAAUCCAAUCAACAAGAAGGCACGGUCAAUACCGCUCCUCAACCCGAUCGGCGUAUACGGCCGCGUCUUUUUCUUUUCGUGGUUUGGCUUCUUUGUGGCAUUCUGGUCAUGGUACGCGUUCCCGCCUCUGCUUCACGAUGUGAUUGCCAAGGACCUGCACAUCUCCACGCAUCAGAUUUCCAUCUCCAACAUCAUCGCACUGGUUGCGACUCUGUUGGUACGACUAGUUGCCGGGACUGCUUGUGACUACUUUGGACCCAGAUGGACCUUUGCUGGAUGCCUGCUCCUCGGCGCCAUCCCGACUUUCCUCGCUGGAACAGCAUACACGGUUCAUGAGCUGUAUGCUCUGCGCUUCUUCAUUGGGAUCCUCGGAGGGAGCUUCGUCCCGUGCCAAGUCUGGACGACCGCCUUUUUCGACAAGAACGUCGUCGGUCGAGCAAACUCGCUCACCGCCGGUUUCGGUAACGCUGGUGGAGGCGUGACAUACUUUGUCAUGCCCGCCGUCUACAAGGCUCUCGUCAAUGACGAUCUGACUCCGGAUGUUGCGUGGAGGGUGGCCUUUGUCGUGCCCGGCAUCAUCAUCAUCGCCGUUGCUGCAGGUCUCGUGCUUCUGUGUCCCGAUACUCCGACGGGGAAGUGGUCGGAGCGGAUCCAAGCAGCUGAUUCCAAUCUCCGUCAGCACAACGUGCAAGCAUCCAUCGUGGACGUUCCCGGAAGCGUCACAGCAGAGCGCAAAGCCUCGGAGAGCGAGGAGGGGGAAAAGUCCAAGAGCGAGAGUCUCGCCGACGAAGAGAAGAAGCUCGACAACACCCGCGGCACCUUUGAGGACAACGAGGCGCAAAUCGGCGAGCAGGAAAUGCUCGACACUGCCCGAGGGGAAAUCAUCGUCAAGCCGUCGUUCAAAACCACGCUCAAAGUCAUGUGUUCGCCGCAAUCGGUCGUCCUCGCCCUCUGCUACUUCUGCACCUUUGGCACCGAGCUCAGCGUCAACAGCAUACUUGGGACCUACUUUGGCGCCCGAUUCCCGUAUCUUGGCUUGCAGGGCUCAGGCAACUGGGCGGCGAUGUUUGGGCUGCUGAAUGCCGUCUUUCGCCCCUUGGGUGGCGUCCUGUCGGACUAUGCCUACAAAUACACGCAAUCGCUGUGGGCGAAGAAGCUCCUCAUCCACGGGUACAGCAUUCUCGCCGGCGCCUUCCUGGUUGCGCAGGGCGUGACGGACUCGCCCUCGCUCGGGCAGAUGAUUGGUCUGAUUAACGUCGGGCUGGCCUUCUUCAUGGAGGGCGCCAAUGGGAUGAACUACGCCCUUGUGCCGCACGUUCACCCUUAUGCGAACGGGGUGGUGUCGGGCUUUGUGGGCGCGAGUGGCAAUCUCGGCGGGAUUGUGUUUGCGUGCAUCUUUUUGAAGGAGGGCAAGGACUACGGGCGGGCGAUUUGGAUCAUUGGCACGAUUGUCAUGUGUGUGAAUUUGGCGGUUUGCUGGAUUCGACCGGUGCCGAGGGGUCAAAUUGGAGGGAGAUGA